Molecule: messenger RNA, 2461 nt
Organism: Tarenaya hassleriana
Lineage: Eukaryota; Viridiplantae; Streptophyta; Magnoliopsida; Brassicales; Cleomaceae
Product: telomere repeat-binding protein 2
Exons: 10
Coding region: 464-2278 (604 amino acids)
Molecular function (GO): protein binding
Source: RefSeq, a predicted model, not a curated record
AAAGGCCUGGUGGUUUUCCGAAGGGUUUUUGUUUCUGGAAAGAGGAGAGAGAGAGAGAGAUUGAGAUUGAGAUUGAGAUUUGGUCGUGGUGAGAGAAUUCGUAUGGUUAGCGUUUGAAACAAGUAAAAAUUUUCCGUCACUUUCUCGGUAAAACAUGGGUUAGAGGAACAGAUGGGUAAACGUUUGGUGUGAGGGCCGUGGAGAAUUCAGAUUCCUUUGUUUCCGUCUGCGAAUUUGCUUUCUUUCUUUCUUUCUUUUUUUCCGAUCUCGCAUUUGCCGGAGAAUUCGCCCGUGUUUCUGACUUUUUUUCGAGUAAUCGUCUGGAAAUUGAGGAUUGGGGUAUUAAAGUUACAGGUACGGUGAUUGAUUGCUUCAUUCGAGUUGGCAAAACUGGUGGUAAGCAGUUGGAAAGUCAGGCUUCUCGCUUGUGGCGAUUGUGGUAUUUUGGUAUGCAUCUCGGGAAAUGGUAUCACAUAAGAGGUUAGAAUUUGGAGACAAUGGCUACCGGUUACCUGCUAAUGCACGAGCACGCAGAUCUGCUCGGAAGAAGCGUAUCUUUGAGAAGAAUUGUGGAGAUGAUAGAAUGCGUGCGUUUGACUUAUUGGCAACUGUAGCCGGAACGUUGCUGCUUGAGAGCGGGAAUUUCCAGUCGGCUAGCGAAACCCCGAUCAUUGGGAGCAAAGAAAAGUGUUUAGCUCUACAAAAUACCGUAAAGAAUGAAUUCCCAGAUGAAGAGAAGCCCGUAAAGGUGGAAAGUUUCUGCGGAGACAAACAUUUUACAGGAGCCCCGAGUUCAUGUGAUGAUGUCCAUUGUGGACCCAGCUCCGCUAUAACAAACCCUGAUGAUUCUUUGAUGAUUGAAAACCUCGAGAAUGCAGUGGAGGGUUUGGGUAACUCAGAUCGUAGUGAUUCAUGUGAAGUUGGAAGCUUUGAUCAGGGAUUUAAACCUGAUGUCAAUGGCGAUCCAGUAGUUCUGGAAGUGAAACCUGAUGUUGUAGUUAGUUUAGGAGGUAGUAGUAGUAUCCCCGAACUGCCAGUAUGUGGGAAAGAUGUUUUCCAUGGCUCUCGGGAUGAUGUAAAUUUAGUUAGUAGAGAUGAUGAUGAAAACUUCUCAGGGUACAGCCACCGUAGUACGACCAAGAGAUCAUGUAGGCAUGUGCCGCGCAUUGGAGACAGAAGAAUCAGGAAGAUAUUGGCUUCUAGAUAUUGGAAAGGAGGAACGAAAAAUGCUGAUGUGAAGCCCUGGUAUUCUGCAAAGAGAAAUUAUUACUUGCACCAUCAGAGGAAUUAUCCUAUCAAGAAAAGGAGAUACUUUGACUACAUUUCUGAAUUGAAUUCUGAUGAUUAUAAUCUGGCCCGAAAGAUGGGUAGGGGAAGCCGAACAAUUUCUUCAUUGAAAUGUCAGAAUGGGUCGUAUGUAUCAAGGGACUCUCAUGUGAGGAUGCGGAUAAAGUCUUUUAGGGUUCCCGAACUUUUCAUAGAGAUUCCAGAAACUGCAACUGUUGGAUCCCUGAAGAGAACGGUAAUGGAGGCAGUGACCAGUGUACUGGGCGGUGGUGGAAUUCGUGUUGGUCUGAUGCUUCAGGGAAAGAAAGUCCGAGAUGACAGCAAAACCCUUCUUCAGACAGGAAUCUCUCAGGACAAUACCCACUUAGACUCUCUGGGUUUCUGCCUUGAGCCAAGCUCUGAAGCCUCCCCUCUUCCCUGCCACACUCCUCUGCCCUUGACCAGAUACCCACCAGUGGACACCAUAUCUCAUCUGCAUGGCUGUGAUGAUCAUGUGGGUAAUAUGUUGGACUCUGUCCUUGACUCGGUUGCAUGCUCUUCUGAUUCGUAUGGUGAAAAGAGCGGAAAAGAUGAUUCUAGAGCUUUGGUUCCUAUGGAGGAGGCACCGGCCAUGGCUCCCAGGUCGGUAACCGCAUUGGCCCCUCGGCCUCCAAGCCGUAAAUCAAAAAGGGCUGAGCAGCAGCAAGCUGCACAUCGCAGAAUCCGUCGACCUUUCUCUGUUGCUGAAGUAGAGGCAUUGGUUCAGGCUGUUGAGAAACUCGGAACCGGAAGGUGGCGAGACAUAAAGCUCCGAGCUUUCGAGAAUGCGGAUCAUCGUACCUAUGUCGAUCUGAAGGAUAAAUGGAAAACGCUGGUGCACACGGCGAGGAUAACGCCGCAACAGCGAAGGGGAGAGCCCAUGCCGCAGGAGCUUCUGGACCGAGUUCUGAACGCUCACUCGUACUGGGCUCAGCAGCAGCAACAGCUAAAAGCAGCAACAGCCGCCAUGUGAAUCUUGCAGUUUCCUCUCUGUGUAUUAUUAUUACAACUACUGUAAUGUUAUAUGAUCCUCUGUAAAAUUCCUAACAUAGGAGUGUGUGGUCUGCUCUUCGUUUGGGGUUAUUUUUUUGGUGUACAUUUUAAAUUGGAAUAAAGAGCGUUUUCUAACGCGGAUUUGUUGCAAAUUGUUUUGUCA